Messenger RNA from Acanthosepion pharaonis, 459 nucleotides. NCBI's taxonomy places the organism in Eukaryota, Metazoa, Mollusca, Cephalopoda, Sepiida, Sepiidae. The record is from the annotation of a GenBank genome assembly.
AUGAAAUUUGUAGCUUCAUUUUCUCAGCAUCAAACCCAUUUCUCUCUCUCUCUCUCUCUCUCUCUCUUUCUUAACAAACUCCAAUUAAUUCUUACACACUUUCUGUCCUUUCAACGUUCAAAAGUUCUUUAUAUAUUUUUCUUUUCUUUCUUUUGGAAACAAAGUUGUCUUUUCUUUGGUCACCAAGCUCCCUUUUUUUCUUAUUAUUUUCUUCCCAUCCGAAUGGAAAGUUCAUCUUUCUUAUACUACACGGCCAAGGAAGGGGAAAACUUCUUAAAACAUGCGGUAGUACAACUUGUAACAGCACAUGUUAGCUUCUUCUUCUUCACUGUAAAUGCCUUUAGCCCCAAACAACACUUAGGGACUUCUCAGUUCUUUCUUUACAGUAAACUUUGCAAUGUCCAGCUCUUCUUUUCUGGGGGGGUGUCUUUGCGAGGACUUCUUUUAAACUUUCUCUGA